CUUUUUUUUUUUUUUUUUUUUUUUGGUACCACAGUCAGAUCAUUUCGAAUGCAAAGUAUUCCAUUGAGUAAUUGUUUUUUCAAUUGACACUGCAUAGUCAUUGCAUAAUCGUUUUCCGGUUCUGUCCAUUUCACUUUGUAUCAGUUGGUCAACCUUUCCACGGUAUUCAUCAUAGCUGGAAAUAGACUUGAUUGGAUGGCGUUUUUUUUUUUUUUUUUGGAAGGACAUUGAGAAAUUGGAGGAUGGGCAGAAUGAGUAGACAACUGAAACCAUGGACAUAUGAUGAGUAGUUAAAAGAACUGAAGUUGUUAAAGCCUUAUUUGUUUGGGAGGAUCUUGAAGCUGUUUGGUGGGCUUGGGUUUCAUAUCCCUCCACUACCAUUUUGUGCCUCUGGAGAGGUGACAUCAUAGUUGGAGCCUCAGUUGCCACCUCUGUAAACAUGGUUAGACUCAUCUCAAGGGUCCAAUGAUCCUAUAUGUUACCUUAGAAAAUUCAUUUUGCUUCCGUGAGCCUUAAUUUCCUUAUUUAUAAAAUGAAAGGGGUGGGACUAUAAUUUUCUAAAGCAUCUUCUAGCUGCCUGUACCCACUGUCACUUGACUCCAGAUUUUCCUUAUUCGAUUCCCAGCAUCCUCUUUGCUGUCGUCUUAUCCUUUCCCCAUCCCCACCUCCCCAUUCUUGGGUUUAAGAUCCAUCAGACUGCUCAAGUACGCAGUGAGUUGGCUUUCAUUUUCUUUGUCACACAUCAGCACUUAGCAGGGCCAGAGUCUCUGUGGACAUUUGGUCUUUUUACUUGCCCUGGAGCUUUCCUCAUUGACCCAUAUCCAGAUUUUAGAAGUUUUUAGUCUAUCUACCUUGUCCUUCGUGAAUUUAAGGAGGCAAAAUCUAAGUGCUACCCUUUGGCAUUUUGAACCUCCACAUCCUGUCUUGACUGUUGAAUUGGUGAUGAGAUUUUGAAGGCAGGGAGACACGGGGCUAAGUCUUCGUAAUGAACGAAAGGACCUCCUUGGAUGCUGAGUAGAUGUGAGAUCUUGGUCAAGUCAAGUAUCUCUGAUUGUCAUCUAUAAAGUAGGAGAUGGGGUUCAUUCUUGCACUUUCUGCUUUGCGGGCCUCCUAAGGGUCUAAUAUCUUUUGUUGGAGCACAUUGCAAACUUUGCGAGGCGUAUAUAUGAUCUGUUCUUAUCUCGGAGGGGAAAAAUGAUCUGUCCUUUGGAAAUAAUGGCAGGGGGUAGGGUGUGCAGUGACAGAGUGUCUGGGCAGGGUUUGCUGUGACCUGUAAUAGGCCGAGGGUCAUGUAGUGUGGCUCACCUACUUCUCUUGUUCUUCCUCUCCUCCCCACCCCCUUCCCCAGACAGGCUUGGAGGGAAGCCCAGUUGAUGGACCCGUCCCAGGCCGGAUGGACCCAGGGCCAGUGUACCAUGGGGAGGAACGGCGGCUGAACACUCCCAGGGUCCCGGUCAAUGGGGCUGGAGAACCGGCUGGGCCGGGACUACUGGGGGUUGGGGGAGUGUGGCAGGUCGACCAGAAGCCUAAUUGGGAACCUUCCCCCAGCCCUGCUCAUGCUGCCCACCCAGAAGAUGCCCAUGACCUCGUGGCCUUCUCGGCGGUGGCCGAAGCCGUCUCUUCCUAUGGGGCCCUCAGCACUCGCCUUUAUGAGACCUUCAAUAGGGAGAUGAGCCGGGAGGGUGGCGGCAACCUCAGUGGCCCUCAACCUGGCCCCGAAAGCUAUUCUGCAGGGGGAGAGGACCUGGACACCCUUCAGACGGCCCUGGCACUGGCCCGCCACGGUAUGAAGCCACCCAAUUGCAACUGUGAUGGGCCCGAGUGUCCUGACUACCUCGAGUGGCUGGAGGGAAAGAUCAAAUCUGUAGCUGUGGGGGGAGGGGAAGACCGGUCUCGGCCUCCAGAGUCUUUGCCUCCAAGAGAAGUGGGCCUCCCUGCUGCACCCGGACCCCUCCAUCCCGGUGAAGUCGGCCUCCCUGCUGCACCCGGACCCCUCCAUCCCGGUGAAGUGGGCCUCCCUGCUGCGCCCGGACCCCUCCAUCCCGGUGAAGUGGGCCUCCCUGCUGCGCCCGGACCCCUCCAUCCCGGUGAUGUGGGCCUCCCUGCUCCCGGACCCCUCCAUCCCGGCGAUGUGGGCCUCCCUGCUCCUGGGCCCCUCCAUCCUGCUGAAGUGGGCCUCCCUGCUCCCGGGCCCCUCCAUCCUGGUGAUGUGGGCCUCUCAGCUCCUGGGCCCCUCCGUCCUGCUGAAGUGGGCCUCCCUGCUCCCGGGCCCCUUCACCCUGCUGAAGUGGGUCUCCCGACACUGGGCCCCGGGCCCCUUCUCAGCCCCGACGCUCCCCAGCUGCACUCGCCCAACGGUCUGCCACUUUCGGAGAGUGCCCUAAACAUCGCCAAGGAGAAAAACAUCAGCCUGCAGACAGCCAUCGCCAUAGAAGCCCUCACCCAGCUCUCCUCCACCCUGCCCCAGCCAUCUCCCUGCCCACAGUCCAAGGCCUUAUCCCCAAAUCCUGCUUUCCGACCUCCUCAGUCCUACCUUCGGACCUCCCCGUGGCCUGUGGGACCCCCGGAAGAGCCUCAGUCUUGUGCUCCUGAGAGUUCCGCCUUCCCUCCGGUAGCCCCCCGCACCGAGUUUCCCGAGGUCUGGGGCCCAGAGACCCCCCCAGUGACACCUUGCCCCUCCUGGCCCGUCCCCCGCACCGGUCCCGACCCCAUGGCUGAGCUGGAGCAGCUUCUGGGCGGCUCCAAUGACUACAUCCCCUCAUCUUUCAAACGGCCCGAGGCCCUGCCCGCCAAGGCCAAGAUCAAGGUGGAGCCCCGCUCUCCCCCUGCGCCCACGCCCAGUCCCCGGAAGGAGGCGCCCACUCCGCCCUCAGAUCCCGACACCCACCGAAAGGUCCAGUCGACCCUCCAACAGCACCUGCAUCACAAGCGCAGCCUCUUCCUCGAGCAGAACCAGAACGGUGGCUGCCCCAGGGCCUCCUCGGUGCCCCCCACCCGGGGCUGGUGGGCCCCUCCGAUUCCCGGGACCCCUCGACCCUUGGACAAACCAGCCAAGGAGAAGAAGAAGAAACAGCUGACUGCGGUCGGUGGCCUGGUGGGGGGUGAAAAACGGGCCCUGGGUCUCAAGUCGGUCACCAGGAAGAUAGUGCAAAUUAAGAAGCCCAAGGUCCGCGACACCCACCCUCGCUUCCUGCCUGUCCGCCAGAUCAACCUGGAAGUGUUGAGGAGCCCCACUCCGGGGGCCCCGAAGGCAGGCGUCACCCCUCCUCUGCCUGCCUGCAGGGGCGCCUCCGUGCCCGCAGCCCCAGCCCCUCCCCAUGCAUUAUUUGCACCAGGUCCCUCUGGGGGUAGCCUUCUGCCCCCUACUCAGGAAAUGGCUUGUCCCAGCCUUGCCGCCGCCCUGCAGUCCAGCCCCACUGUCCCCCUGGUCCCCGCCGAUGACAAGCUGGAGGAGCUGUUCCAGCAGUUUGAAGCCGAGUUCGGGGACAACUUUGGCCUUGCAGCCGCACCCCCAGCCCCUGCCUGCUCCCCCGAGCACCUGGCCUCCUGCGUCCUACGCCCCGACAGCCCCUUUUCCGGACGGUCCCGCAAACAGAUGAAGAUCGAAGCCUCGGGUUCUGUGGCUGUGAUUUCUACUACCUGCCUGGAGGCAGAGGAAGGGGGCCUGGAGACCCCCAUCAAGCAGGAGCAUACAGCCACUCCCAACCUCCGGGGCUUCUUGGAGUCUCCUCUCAAGUACCUGGACACCCCCACCAAGAACCUGCUGGACACCCCCUCCAAGAGAGCUCAGGCCGAGUUCCCCGUCUGUGAGUGUGUUGAGCAAAUAGUGGAGAAAGAUGAAGGUCCAUAUUACACCCAUCUGGGGGCUGGGCCCUCUGUGGCAGCCAUCCGAGAGCUGAUGGAGGACCGCUAUGGAGAGAAGGGGAAAGCGAUCCGCAUUGAAAAGGUUGUUUAUACCGGCAAAGAAGGGAAGAGCUCCCGGGGCUGUCCUAUUGCCAAGUGGGUCUACCGGCGAUACACUGAGGAGGAGAAACUACUUUGCUUGGUUCGCCAUCGCUCAGGGCACCGCUGUGAACAGGCCGUCAUCAUCAUUCUCAUCAUGGUCUGGGAGGGCAUCGGCCCGGAACUGGGGGACACCCUGUACCGGGAGCUGACGGAGACACUGCGCUGCUAUGGGAACCCCACCACCCGGAGAUGUGGCCUCAAUGAUGACCGAACCUGCGCAUGCCAGGGGAAAGACCCAUCCACCUGUGGUGCCUCUUUCUCCUUUGGGUGCUCUUGGAGUAUGUAUUUCAAUGGCUGCAAAUAUGCCCGGAGCAAGUAUCCUCGAAAGUUCCGGCUCUCUGGGGACAAUCCUGUAGAGGAGGAAAACCUUCGGAAACACUUUCAGAACCUGGCCACUCAGGUCGCCCCCCUGUACAAGAAGCUUGCUCCCCAGGCUUAUCAAAAUCAGGUGAACAAUGAAGAAGAAGCAUUAGACUGUCGUUUGGGACUGAAGCCAGGCCGGCCUUUCUCAGGGGUCACAGCCUGCAUGGACUUCUGCGCUCAUGCCCACAAGGAUCAGCACAACCUGUACAACGGCUGUACCGUGGUGUGCACACUGACCAAGGAGGACAAUCGCCUUGUGGGCCAGAUCCCCGAGGACGAGCAGCUGCACGUUCUCCCGCUCUACAAGAUCGCGAACACGGAUGAGUUUGGCAGUGAGGAGAACCAGAGAGCCAAGAUGGCGAACGGGGCCAUCCAGGUGCUGACCGCCUUCCCCCGGGAGGUCCGCCGGCUCCCCGAGCCUGCCAAGUCCUGCCGGCAGCGACAGCUGGAAGCUCGCAAGGCGGCGGCGGAGAAGAAGAAGCUCCAGAAGGAGAAGCUGCUCACUCCGGACAAGAUCAAGCAGGAAGUGUUAGACAUCCCGGAGCUGCUCCAGCCCGAUCCAGGUCUCUCUUUGAAGAACGGGUUGUCCCAGCAAGCUCUGAAGCCUUCCAUCAAGGUUGAGCCCCCAAAUCACUACAGUUCCUUCAAGUACAACGGCAACUCGGUGGUGGAAAGCUACUCGGUGUUGGGCAGCUGCCGGCCCUCGGACCCCUACAGCGUGAGCAGCGUUUACUCUUGCCACUCCUACUAUGCACAGCCCAACCUGAGCCCCAUCAACGGCUUCCACUCCAAGUUCGCCAUCCCGUCCUUCGGCUACUACGGCUUCUCCCCCGGCAGCUCCGUCUUCCCCUCCCAGUUCCUCAACUACGGUGCCAACGGCCGGGGCCCCGGCGGCUGGGGAGGCCCCAUCGGGGUUUUCGACAAGAAGCCGGAUCUCCAGGCCCUGCAGAGCAGCCUGACCCAGCCGUACAGCGGCCCCGAGUUUGCCGAGCUGCCGGGCCCGGCCGUCGGCGGCGACGGCCGCCACACGCCUCACCACCAGCCUGCCUAUCCGGGCCCCAAGGAGUACCUGCUCCCCAAGGGCCACCGGACUCACCCCACGGCCACGGCCCCCUCCCCUUUUGCACAGAGUGGCCCCUGCUUCGGUCAAGUCAUCAAGCAGGAGCCGUGUGACCGCCUGCCUCAGGCCGAGCCCCUCCCUGGGGUCCCUGGGAACAUGGGCAAGCCCCCCGUCCCCGAGGCCUCCCAGAAUGGGACCAAGGAGCACCUGUGGGGGGGUGCCCACCCAGGCAGUCAGAGCGCUUCUCCCAAAAGGACUAAUGGCGUGACCGGGGCCUGGGGCCUGUUCCCCUCUGGAGAAAGUCCCGUCCUCUCUGACAAACUGGGGUCUUUUGGUGCUAGCUGCCUGCCAGCGUCCCGUCUCUCGGACGGCCAGUGGGGCCUGUUCCCUGCCGAAGGGGGGCAGCCGCCCCAGCAGCCCCCCCUGGGGCCUCCCAACGGAGCCGGCCUGCUGAGCAAGGCCUGGAGCCCCUGCAAGUUCCGCAAUAGUACUUCCACCUUAAACGGGCCCAGCCUGGCGGAGAAGCCCUGGGGUGUGGCUCCGGACUUCGGCCCGGCUCUCAAAGGAGCCCCAAGCUACCCCGAGAAGCUCUGGGGGCCCGUGAAGGGGGACGAGGGGCGGACUCCCACGCCUGCGGGGGGCCUGCCGGAGAAAGCCUGGCCCUCUUUCGGCAUGGCCCUGGGUUCUGGGACCCUGAAGCCCGAGGAGAAGCUGUGGGACUCCUUGAAUCUGGGGGAGGUGCCUGCCGAGGGCCCCUCGGACAAGGGGGCGGUGAAGGCGGAGGAGGGCGGCGGCGGCGGCGGCGGGGUCGGCCCCAAUGGCAACGUCGGCCCCAACGGCAACAGCGCCGUGGAGGAGGAAGACGAACUGUGGUCCGACAGCGAACACAACUUCCUGGACGAAAACAUCGGCGGCGUGGCCGUGGCCCCCACCCACGGGUCCAUCUUGAUCGAGUGCGCCCGGCGCGAGCUGCACGCCACCACGCCCCUCAAGAAGCCCAACCGGUACCAUCCCACGCGCAUCUCGCUGGUGUUCUACCAGCACAAGAAUCUCAACCAGCCCAACCACGGCCUGGCCCUCUGGGAGGCCAAGAUGAAACAGCUGGCCGAGAGGACCCGCGCCCGGGAGGAGGCGGCGCGGCUGGGCCUGAGCCACCCCGAAGUCAAGCCCUACGGGAAGAAGCGCAAGUGGGGGGGCGCGGCCGCCCCCGAGCCCCAGCAGGAGGAGCAGAAGAACCCGAUCCCGACUCGCCACGGGCCGGCCAUCACCACCGACUCGGUGGUCACGGUCUCCUCCUACGCCUACACGAAAGUGACCGGGCCCUACAGCCGCUGGAUCUAAAGCGGGGAGCCGCCUUACCUCAGCGUCCACGGCACCGAAGCCCGGGCCGCCAUCGCGGUGCUUUUCCUCGCCCCCCGGGCCGGAGAGCCGGGCCGGGCAGAAAUACUUAGCUAUGUAUAUGUCGCCACCACCCCCACGUAUAUGUACGGAUACUUCUGCCCCGGCGCCAGCCUCCCCGGAGCGCCCCCUUCUUUCCUCUCCUCCCCUGGCACUUUGAGGAAGAGACUGUGGCUGUUGGAUGUUUUUCAGUAAUCUUAGUAUUUAUAUCUCCACGUUGGGUUUUUUCCCUUGGUCGGGGACUUCAGUUUUAUUUUUAAGAAUCUGUCCUUGUGUAUGACAAGAAUGGAAGAAAAGUUUAUAGCAUCCUUUCACAAAGGAGUGGUUUUUAAUUGCCAUUUAAAAUGUGUAUUUAUUGGAUUUUUUUUUUUUUUAACAAAAGGAACAAUGAUGACGAUAACCUAGCCGGCAAGAAAAGCCAGAAUUCCAGACAGCUUCUGUUCCCGUCGGGGAGGUCUCUGCCGGGAGGGGAGCGCUUGCGUCACCCGCUCCCCUGACCUUACCCGGACCCUCCCGAGCCGACCGACCGCUCGUCCGUGUCUCUCGACCCAAGUGCAGAUGUUCGAGCACCGCAUCCUCUCCUCCUGGCAGACACGCUUCUGUGGCUCCGGGGAAGCCGGGCCAUCCGGGACCGCCCCGGGCGCUCUCGGGCAGGACGGGGCGUCCGCCGGGGGUCCCUCCGCGGGCUUCUCCGUCCCCUGCCCUCCGCUGCGCCCUCCACCCGAGAUGCCGAGGUCGGCUUCUUCGGAAACCAGGCUGGAAGUAGACACGUUUCAGGCCUGCUAGUCUCCACACUGAAUAUUCUUUGUCCGUUAUUUAGCAAGUCCCGUUUUGUCCUCGGUCACCAGGUAGCGCCCGGAGAUGGAGCUGCGGUUGCGGCGGAGAAAGGAUGCUUCCUCCCAACAGCCACUUCAGCUGCAGCGCGCAACUACUUGACGUGAUACUUGGGGGCUGAAGGAAUCUGUCGAAAUCUUAACAGCAGUUUUAAAACAAAAUCCAACCAAUAAGAACCCCCUUCCCUCGUGAUCUAUGCUAAUAUGGAAAAAGGGCUACUGUAUCUUAAACAAAAAAAGGCAAACACAAACUGUGAAUAGUUGCUCUGUGUAUAUCACUGUUGCAAAGUCUGGUGCUGUCUUGGAUUUUGCUUUUGACUCUCCGGUCCGAGAGAGCUGGGCAAACCGGAAUAACAUAAAAGCAACUCGGAGAUCCUCAUUUCCUGGAUUUUUACAUUGGACCUUGGUGCACGCGGGACCCUUGAACCACCUGCUCCGCUUCGGGGCCGGGAGGUGGAAGAGGGUCAUUCCUUACAGAUGCAAAUUCAACUGGUUGCUACUUUGAGGUUUCUUUUCCAGCUGGUGCCAUCUCCCUCUGAAAACAGCCCUCCCUCUCUCCCUCCCUCCUUCCUUUUCCUGUCUCCUUCCUCUUCCUCCAUUCCUCCUCCUCCCAAAUGAAAGAAGGAAAAAAAAACCACCACAUCCUUCAGUUUUCCCUUUUAAAACUGGUGCAUUCAAACAGCUCAUUGAAACCAGAAGUUUCAAGUGUUCAUUUGAAACAAUAGGUGCUUACUUUUUUUGCAACUUUGUGGAGAGCCUGCAAAAAGUGGUUGGGACCCACGGGUGAACAAGCUAUCGAUCCGUAACAAACCAGACUCCUGGGGGAGGGGGUGUGAAUUUCUGUGGUAUUAGCUCAACUUGUCUGGCGCUAGCUAGCUCUCCCUCCCGGCCCCCCUUCUCCCCCCACCCUCCCUCACCCCAUUCAGGCAGAUGCAGGUGGGUGGGGCCGGUCGCCCCUCACCUGGCUGCCUCCAUCCAUCAGCCCACCUGUGGACCUGGCCCCCUCCCCACGGGUGCACCCUCAGAGAAUUCAGUCAAGUCCUUUUUCAGCGCAACCGCAGCUGGCAGUGGGUGACAGUCUGUUCCUAUCCGGACAAAACCAGAUGGAUGCUACGGUCCAAUUCCCGCACUUCUAGGUGCCUUUCCCCCGAGAGCUGAGAACUGAAUCCAAUCCUUUGUUUACUGAAAUGUUCCUGGAGCACUGGCAGAGAACCUCUGUGAGCCGGCCGAGGGAGCAUUGGCGUGGUCUGAUUUUAACUGUAAAUAGUGAAAGAUUUUUUUAAAGCACUUUCACCUAGAUUUAAAUAGCAACUUGAAAAAAAAAAAAGCAGUAUGUUUUAACAGAUGAUAACGGGAGACCUGUAAAUAGUAGCUGUGUAUUUAACGUGCUUUUUGUCCACCUUUUUUUAAAAAAAAAAAAGAAAAAAAGAAAGAAAGAAACCAUAAUCCAUAACAAUUCUUUUACAGGAUAAGAAUGAGUGCUUUUGAAAUCAAUACCCAAGAGCCUAUCAGGAUUGAGGAUGGUUCCAGACUCAGAUUUAUAGGAAAUCCUGGGCACUUCUCGGUGCAACGUGACAAAAGCCUUUAAAGGAUUGGCCAAUGCUGAGCAUGCUAAUUUUGUAAUUUUGAGGAACCAGCUGGGGCUGAGCGGUCCUUUGGAUGCUAGCUUGCUUUGUUGCAUCAGUAGUAGACUCUCGCAGGUCUCAUUCAACUCCGGACUUAGGUAGACAGAUGCAGGGGUGCCUUGAAAACUUCAUUUUAAAAUCUCUCUGAGAGCGAGUUGACUAUUUUUAAGGAACACUUUGAGAAUGUGACCUUCUGUUUGAUCUUUACACAUCCCAGGUGGGGGAGGUGGCUGCUGGGAUGGCUUUGGAAGGCGUUUCCAGUAUGACCAAGGGGAUUCCCACAAAUGGCAUAUGUGACUUACUCUUCCUGAUGUUGCUUCUCCUUUGGGCUCACCGACCUGGUGGCGGAAUUGCAAGGGGAAUGGUGUCUGAAAGGAGAAGUUAAUCCAGCUAACUGCAUGUGUCUUUUCUAUCCCAGCCCCCUAGCCCAAACAACUUUUGCUUUCUUAACUUUUAGACUAGAACACAGGCUGUUCGGGAAAAGAGAAAAAGGGGCAGCCUCCAUUGGAUGGCUCCAUCCCAGAUAAAACGGUGUUUUGAUGGAAACGAUAGUACUUUUGCAAUGUUCAGAACCGUGCUGUUUUUUACACACUACAUAUAUAACCUACCUCAAAUCUCAGUCAUUAAAAAUUAGCAUGCUUUAGACUUAUAUUAAAAAGAAGAAGAAAAAAAAAAACUAUGCACAGCUAUUUACCCCCACCCUUGCUGCUGAAGGUUUCUUAAAGAGAAAAAUCAAUUUUUUUAUUUUUUACUGGCGCCAUCAUUUUUGUAAGCUCUGAAGAUGAUUAACAGACAUCUUGAUCAUGAGAAAGAAAAAUGAAAGCCAUUGCAUCUAAAGAACCUUAACAGCAUGACCCAGUUUUGCUCAAAAUUCACCUAAUAUAGUGACACGAGAUUCAGGGCAUUUUGAUCCUUGGAUCUUUCCCUUAUAUUUUGUCUCCAGAUGCUGUCUGUACUCAAUUCCCGUUGAGGUCUGACCGUCAAAGGAUAGAUUUGCCCCAAAUUGUGUUACGGGUUUGGGGUGGGGGUGGGGUGAUGUGAAGAGGGAUCACUGUUUGCAGCAGGUUAUCAUAUAAUUGGUGCUAGAGCCUUGAACCACUGUCUGACCAUUGGACAUUUGAAUUAAGCUGUUUCAUGGGGUGUUUUCCAUUGUCUUUUUUUUUUCCUUUCUGCAGAACCCAAGCUUCCUAGAUUCUAGUUUCCCCUUUCCUGCUCUGCCUUCUUCCUGAGACUACAGUGGUGAGGAUGAACAGAAAUAUCCCCCCUCCCCACAAUUCUCAAAAAAAACCCUCUUUGUGGCCAUUUCCGUAUAUCAUGGGAUCAGAAAUUCCCACAACUGGAAGAUCCCCCUCCCCCCAAAAAGGACCAAAUCUUAAUUGCACUGCAAGAAUUAUACCAAGCAGAGGAGGGUGUACAAAGAUCAGAGGUUAAACAUACUUCAUCUCUAGCAAGAUUUUCUUUUUCAAGUUCGUCCCCACCACUGUAUCCCCAAACUAAGGCAUUGCAGAAGGAAAACUAAUUACACCACCACACAAAACACACACACACACGCACACGCACACAUACAUACACACACACAUAUAGAUCCCUGAUGUGCCUCAACCAAUAUCUCUUCCCUUUUAUUACUGAAGUAUGCUCUAUGGACUAGGAAGCAUAUUUUUAUGAAUUGAAAUAUUCUAAAUAAAAUGGUGCUAUGGUGUUUUAACAUAAUUGUCUCCCUAUCCGGUUUUGCUGAGGUGCUAUGUAACCUGUAUCAAACCACAUACCAAACAAAAAUGAGGGGGCCUCCCUGCCCGUUGGCUUUCUUUUCCUUGUGGUGCUAUCUCCUGGGACCUCCUCUUUGGCGAUGAUGAAUCUGGACCGAAUGGUUUCCAAUUGCCGUUUCCUUCGCUUCGGCGAGAAGUGGGAGCCGAGCUCUGCCCUCGCUUCCCUCGCCGUUGACGGAAACGUACUUAGUGCAGGAAGGGCUGGCCAACCGGACUCUCACGUGCUCGGUCUCUGAGUUCUAAAUCAGUCAUCCCAUGGGCUAGUUCAAGGGGAGGUGGAGAAAUGCUAACUUUGGGAAGAGAAAAGUCUAGAACCCUUCCUUCUCUUCCUCGAGCUCAGCAGUCGUUCUUGGCCCCCUUCUCUUUUUCUGGCAACCUUCCCACUAGCAAAGGUAAAUUUCUCAGGGAGGCCUGGGAGGGGGAAGUCUGCAUGAGGAAGGUGUAAACCAAAUGGAAGACCUUCCCUUCCUUCCAGGAGCUCAGUUCACAGUUGAAAGGCAGGAAGAAAUAUUGAGUCGCUCUUCCCACCCUUCUCCCCCCACCCCACUCUGCUCCUUGGGCCUGUAGUUCUUUCUUUUACCUAAAAGUAACAUUUUACAUUGAAGUAGGUGCCUACCCUUGACUGCGCUGAGUGCUCGACUUGGGCUCAUCAUGGCGUUUCCUUUGGGUCAGCAUUUAGGAAGAGAGAGGAUGGCGGUUCCGGCUGCUUUUCAACUCCUUUGUCAUAUGUUGGUGCUACUUGGAUUUUCUCUUGGGUUCUAGGGAGUUGACAUUUUGAAACCGACCAGAAACGCUAGGCUUUGCAUUUGCACUUCUGUCGUCACGAUACCUAAGAAACAUACCUCAAAAGCUAGACUAUUGUGACGAUGGAGGUGGCUAGAAUCUGAAAGAAGUGUCUCCAGACUAGGAAAUGCAUUUUGUUCAUUUGACACUGUAUUCCUGGGGGAGAAUGUGGGAGGGGCCUCUUCUGCAUUUUUCUUAGGCAGUAUGUUUUCAAAUACCUAAUUAGAAGUGGGAGGAGUCAUAUUUUGCUCCCAGAGAUUUCCUCCUAGCUCCCAGAAUUCCUAUGAGUUUUCCUGACUGGUCAUUUUCGGGCAUUCAGAAUGGAGCCUUGAGACCAGUUCCAUUCAUCUGGAAUCAACGGCCACUUCAACGUCAUUCUGGGCCCUCCCUUCCUUCCCCCUCGUCCCCCAAAAAAGGACAGGUUUUUUGGAGGAAACUAAUCAUUGCACAAAUUGAAAAAAGGAAUGGAUUUUCGAUUUGAAGGUGGGGAGAAAAAAGGGGGUUAGCUAAGUGGUAACACAAAUAGAGAACACUUCAGGCCCCCAGAUUUUAAGUUCCUCUUCCCUUCCACUCUCAGCCAAGAGUUUCCACAGAUUGAAAGAAUAGUAAAGUCCAAACAAUGGGCAUUUCUUUCCCCUUAAGCAAAGAUUGUCCAAACGGUAACCCCAGGUUUUUCCACGCUCUUUACCUAAGAAUCUGGGAACAAUUUGGCCCAAUUUCUCAUUUCUUUCUCUUCUAAUAUCAGGGAUGCUUUUAAAUAGUGGUUUUAAUUUUUUUUGGCCAUUUUUCUCAUUCUAGCAUCAUUCAGGGAUAACUCACCAUUCUUCACAUGGAAAUUAAAUAUAAAAGAAAAAUACUAUUUCGUUGGUUUCUGCUUUCAAAACUUUUUUUUUUGCGUGUCUUCUUGAAUGCCUCUAUUUUUUUCCCCUUGUAGGGAUGAGAGGUGCUAAUGCCAUUUCUUUUUCAUGACUUCAAAUAAAAAAGAAAUGAGACCAGGUUGGACUGUGGCAGAUUGAUGCGGUAGAGUGGUCUUGAGCUGUAGCUUGUUGGUGAAUUUCAUUUUCUCUCUCUUUGAAUUCCUGUUUGGUUACCUGGCUUCCAAUGGAGGUGAACUUCCCAACCAUACUUGAAGAUUCCGUCUAGACUCUGUGACCGUGGUUACUUGAAAUGAAGUUUAUCUGGGGUUGGUUGAUGAAUGGUAGAGUUUGCAAUGUCUCAAGGCAAUAGGAUGUGUAUUAUUAAACUGUAGAUAUUAUUAGUACAGUAAAUUUAUGCUGAUAAUUUUAUUUUGUAUAAUUUUUAUCUUUUUUUUUUUUUGGUUAAUAUUUUUCCUUUCCCGGUCCCCUUUUUGGUUUAUCUCCUACCUGACCUUGUUCUCUCCUACCUCCCUUUCCGUAAAAGCUUUCUCCUAUUCUCUCCCCACCCCCCAGUGUUUCAGUAAAUUUAUUUUUCAGGUGCCUAAAUAUUGCAAGUAUGAAUCCUUUUUUUUUUUUUUUUUUGAUUUGUAUUUUAUUAUGAUUUACACAAACAGCUGGUUUGUGAACUGUAUUACUCCUGAUAUCUUUAAAAUAUUGUGGGUGUUUUAAUAAAUUUUAUAUUUAUUUUUUGCACUCAAA
Antechinus flavipes (yellow-footed antechinus) is the source of this 13449-nucleotide messenger RNA. It is a transcript of the gene TET3, whose product is annotated as tet methylcytosine dioxygenase 3. Gene Ontology annotation, biological process: oxidative demethylation; positive regulation of transcription by RNA polymerase II. The record is from RefSeq and is a predicted model, not a curated record. Gene Ontology annotation, molecular function: DNA 5-methylcytosine dioxygenase activity. The transcript has 9 exons. Lineage: Eukaryota; Metazoa; Chordata; Mammalia; Dasyuromorphia; Dasyuridae. Bases 1394 to 6769 code for a protein of 1791 amino acids. Gene Ontology annotation, cellular component: nucleus.